AUGACCUUCCCAUUCUCCGAAAUAUGCACCUUGCUCUCGCGACUCGAGGACAUCGAGCUGAGGAUCCCUCCAAUCCUCUCGCCCGCAGAUAAGAAUACAGAGAUCCGACGCGUGACAGACUCCUGGUUCAAGUCGCACCGCGCAGCGAUUGACGGUCUAAAUGCAGAGAGUGCUGUUGCAUUCCUCUCCACUUUCCUCCCGGAACGACGCCCGGAUCGCGUGUACAGCCUGCAGGCUCCGUCACUGACUAGAGUACUUAGUCGAUGUCUUGGAUUGAGCGCGGCUCGUGCUAAGGACCUGACGGCUUGGAGGCAACGUGGCGGAGGCGACUUGGGACAGUGCCUCGAGCGAGUCCUGAAGUCUGGCGGACCUCCAGCUCUACCAGUUGUCAGUCUGGACGAGGUAGACGGCCUUCUUGCCCUUCUCGCUGGUCGAUGUCGAUUCUCCGAUCCGAACAUAAGACUGCCACCCAGUUCAUCAGAGGAACGAGAUCGGGCGGUGAGGAAUGCUGUCCUACGGCUCCAUCCCUCGCAGGGCAAGUGGCUCAGUCGCCUGAUCCUGAAAGACUUCUCCCCCGUCGAAUUGGACGAUUAUUGGACUCUGAAGUCCUUCCAUUUCCUCCUUCCAGACCUUCUCCGCUUCCAAAACUCCCUUGAAGCAGCGCUUCGACAGUUGAAAGGGCCCCUGAAGCACUUUCCUCCGCGCCCCGAUCCUCGAUCGGAGGCACCCUUCCGUCAAAGCGCUGCUGUCUUGCUCAAGCCGCUCGUUGGCGUUAAGGUCGGCAGACCCAACUACUUCAAGGCACGGAGCAUCGAUGCUUGUAUCAGCAUGUGUGGGAGGCAGCCGUGGGUACUGGAACGGAAGUACGAUGGCGAGUACUGCGAGAUUCACAUCGAUAUGACGCAUUCGCCCGAGCCGCGGGAAUGCAUCAAGAUCUUUUCGAAGAGCGGGAAAGACUCGACUGAUGACCGAAAAGACAUUAUUCCUACCCUGGUGACUUGCCUGUCUCUAGACAGUUCGAAACGGAAGAUCAGGAACCGAGCGAUCCUCCUCGGCGAACUGGUUGUGCACUCAGAUAGACAGGGAAGCGUCCUGCCGUUUGAAAAGAUACGCAAGCACGUCUCUAGAUCCGGAGUCUUCCUCGGCACCGAUGCGGACUCCCUUCCUCAUCACGAUGAGCACCUCGCGAUUGUCUUCUUCGAUCUAUUGCUUCUCGACGACGAAGUGGUGUUGAACAAGCCGCUGGCAGAACGUCGUAUCCGGCUUCGAGAGGUCUACACCAAGAUCAGCGGCCGAGCGAUGGGCGCCGAAUGGAAAGUCAUCGAUUUCCGCCAGGAGGCAACCGCUGCACGGAGACUGAUGGAGCAGUUUGCGGCAUCCAUUGCAGCACGGUGUGAGGGUCUAGUUCUCAAACCGUACAACAUGCCAUAUUUCAACCUGGGGCAGAAGUCGGAUGGAGCGAUCGACGGACAUAUCAAAUUGAAGAAAGACUACAUCGACGGCAUGGGGGAUGAAGCGGAUUUUGCGGUUGUCGGGGCGAGUUACGAUGCCCAGCAGGCGCUCGAUCUCGGCCUUCCGAACAUACGCUGGACGACGUUUCAUCUAGGCUGUCUGCUCAACAAAGCCGAUGUUGAGCGGUACGACGCCCGCCCGAAGUUCAGAAUCGUCGGCUCAAUCCCUGCAAAACAUUGCAUCCCAAGAGCAGUCUUGCAGGCAGCGAAUGCCCUCGGCGGCUUCUGUGCAGAGCCGUACAUCCCCCGUACUCCUCCAGCGAACUUCGACAUCGAGACGCCGCUACGUAACGCAAGCAUGAACACCAUCUUCAACACCCCUUUCGUGUUCGAAGUCCUCGGCUCCGGCUACGUGAAACCGCCCAAUUGCAACUAUUUCAUGCUCCGGCACCCGCGCGUGAAGAAGCUGCACCAGGACCGUAGCUGGAAGGAGUGCAUUUCCGUUCAAGAGCUCCAAGUCGAGGCGAUUGCUGCUCGAGAGGCACCGGAGGUUGGCGAGUCCCAGGAGACC
Messenger RNA from Neohortaea acidophila, 2022 nucleotides. RefSeq lists its product as uncharacterized. NCBI's taxonomy places the organism in Eukaryota, Fungi, Ascomycota, Dothideomycetes, Mycosphaerellales, Teratosphaeriaceae. Gene Ontology annotation, biological process: double-strand break repair via nonhomologous end joining; nucleotide-excision repair, DNA gap filling; DNA recombination. The record is from RefSeq and is a predicted model, not a curated record. The annotation marks the transcript as partial. Gene Ontology annotation, molecular function: DNA binding; DNA ligase (ATP) activity; ATP binding. Gene Ontology annotation, cellular component: DNA ligase IV complex. The transcript has a single exon.